CUUAUAAACGUCACUGUCACCAUUGGCUUGCCUACCGGUGUGUGUGUUUAUUUUAUGUGCUUGUGCUGUUUAUUUUGUUCUGAAAAGCUUUAAUAAGUCUAUUAUUUUCAAUUUUCCGCAAUGAGUGAAGUAAAUACUUCAAAAAUGUUCGAGGCGUUAUCAAUACAGGCUGACCACAAGGAUUUAAUUCACGAUAUUUGCUUUGAUUUUUAUGGUGAAAGAAUGGCAACAUGUUCUAGUGACCAGUACGUGAAGAUAUGGGAUAUAGAUGACAACGACGGGUGGCAGGUGUCAUCCAGUUGGAAAGCCCACCACGGCUCCGUGUGGAAGGUCACUUGGGCUCAUCCUGAAUUUGGUCAGGUUAUAGCUACAUGCUCAUUUGACCGUACUGCUGCUAUCUGGGAGGAAAUUGGGGACACAACAGUGACGGGCACAGAGCGGGGGCUGCGGCAGUGGGUGAAGCGGUCCAACCUGGUGGACUCGCGCACUUCCGUCACCGACGUCAAGUUCGGCCCCAAGCACCUCGGGCUGCUGCUGGUCACGUGCUCCGCUGACGGCAUCAUCAGAAUUUACGAAGCCCCAGAUGUGAUGAACCUGGCGCAGUGGACGCUGCAACAUGAAAUACCCACCAAAGUCUCAAUAAGCUGUCUCUCAUGGAACCCCUCAUUAUCUAGAGUGAACCCGCCCAUGCUAGCCAUGGGCAGCGACGAGCCGGCGGCGGCGGCGGGGGCAGGGGCGGGGGGCACGGGGGGCGCGGGGGGCGAGGGCGCGGGGAAGGUGGUCAUCUUCGAGUACACGGAGAACGCGCGGCGCUGGACCCGCACCCUCGAGCUGCUCGAAGUGCAGGAGCCGGUGAACGACAUAGCGUUCGCGCCCAACCUGGGCCGCUCGUUCCACCUGCUGGCCGUGGCCACCAAGGACGUCAAGAUCAUCAAGAUCGAACCCCUCACCGAGUGUUCGGGCGAGCGCGGCGCGGCGCGGUUCCGCUCGACGGUGGUGGGCUCGUUCCCCGAGCACGCGGCGCCGGCGUGGCGCGUGGCGUGGGGCGCCGCCGGCUCGCUGCUCGCCAGCGCCGCCGACGACGCCGUGCGCCUGUGGCAGAUGCAAUACGCGCAGCAGUGGAAGUGCGUGGCGGUGCUGGCGGCGUCCCCCGCGCCCCCCGCCGCCCCCGCCCCCGCCGCGCGCCACACCGCCUACCUCAAGAUGGCCGCCAUCGCCAACCCCGCGCACAUGCCCAAACAUUGACGGUACCUGGAUAGAGACUCGUGAUACUAUUAAAAGGUAAAACCAAUCAAGUUUAAAGGCUACGAAAUCAGUGCGAGACAUGAGUUGUUAUUUUUAUUAUUAUAAUUAAGUGAACUGUUAGUUUAAAAUAAAGUUUUUAACCGUA
Plutella xylostella (diamondback moth) is the source of this 1390-nucleotide messenger RNA. RefSeq names its product nuclear pore complex protein Nup44A (gene Nup44A). The record is from RefSeq and is a predicted model, not a curated record. NCBI's taxonomy places the organism in Eukaryota, Metazoa, Arthropoda, Insecta, Lepidoptera, Plutellidae. Gene Ontology annotation, cellular component: nuclear pore outer ring; Seh1-associated complex. Gene Ontology annotation, biological process: positive regulation of TORC1 signaling; cellular response to amino acid starvation. Gene Ontology annotation, molecular function: structural molecule activity; protein binding.